Ailuropoda melanoleuca (giant panda) is the source of this 1758-nucleotide messenger RNA. RefSeq lists its product as uncharacterized. Bases 121 to 744 code for a protein of 207 amino acids. The record is from RefSeq and is a predicted model, not a curated record. Lineage: Eukaryota; Metazoa; Chordata; Mammalia; Carnivora; Ursidae. The transcript is spliced from 4 exons.
GCCGGGCUGGAAACAUUAGAAGGGACCGAGGCAGCGAGAUGUCUAAAAUAGGAAGACGCCGGGACGAUUGGCCUGGCUGCCGGCGACGCUGGCUGCGGGGAUCUGGCCAGGGCUGUGCAGAUGGAAAAGCUAAGAGACACUUCCUGCAGCGCGGGGGAUGCACAACUGACUCAUCCAUCCAUUCAGUUAGUCAUUAACUUUUUUCUGAGCAUCUACUCCUUGCCAGACACCGCUAGGUGCUGGGUUAACAGCGGGGAGCAACGGCGUCUGGCCUCCUGGAGCGCACAGGAGACACCGAUGCCCUCUUUCCGUGCGUAUAGCCACCUACGAACCCUGGGAACAACAGCUCUGUGUCCAGACUUCCAGCCUCACCUGGUCCCUCCAGGACCCAGGCCCCUUGGAUUCUUCAGGACAGGCCGGCCCGGUCAUUCUCAGCAUCGCCUCUGCGGGCCCUGGAAGCUGAAGUCGCGAAUGUACUCGCCACUUCUCCCUCGCCUCCCAUCUUUCAAGGUGCUGUUGAAAUCUUUUUUCUUCCUGUGUCUCCUGUCCCGGCUUCUUCGUCAUUACGGACCAGGAGUCGCCAGGAACCUUCGGGGCCCGCAUCUGGCCCAGCCUGCAUGGCCCCAUCCAGCUGGAUGCUCCCGAGGGCCCAGAGCCUUGGCCAAGUCUCAGCUCUCUUCUCGCUCUCUUGGCCUGGGUCCCAGCCUGACGGUUCACACUGCCGGCUUGCCUGAGUUCCCAUGAAAAGUGGCCUCCACCCCUAGCCCCCUGCCUGGGGCCAGAUUACAACUUGCUGAGACAAUGGAGGCUCCAAGCCAAACUUCCAACAGGCCUGCCGUUAAACCCCCCACAGCAUCUGCCCGUAGAUCUGGGGACAGAUGCUGGCAGCCUUAGCCAUGGCUCUCUCACCAUAGGUAUGCCCGGGCCUUUGCAAGGGUGUAGUGGAGGGAGCUUACCCCUGAAGUCAGGACACCUGGGUUUGAAUCCCAGCCCUGCCCCUUUCUAGCUGCCUGGAGAUGGGGCGAACGAGCACCCCCUCAAGCCUCAGUUUCCUUGUCUACAAAAUGGGUACAAUAAAGCUCACCUCACAGGCUAUGCUGUCAAAGAAGAGUCCUGACCUUCACUUGUGUUUCUCGAAGCUGGGGGUAACAGAACUGGAGACCAGAGCUCUCCUGGUAGAUUUCUUCUCCCAGAAUCACCACGAACCUGCCCUCCUUGUACAGCUUGAGGGGAGGGGCGUUAUCAGACCCCCAGCGCAGGUUCUAGACGGCACCUCACUCGGAAAACCACCUCCGAAUCAACAGCCCAGGUGAAUGCCGUAGAGUGGACGAAGCAAGCUGAAGGUGUGGUGAGUGAGGAGGGAGGCAACCGAGGACAGAGGACAAGGCACUGGGCCGGGGUCAGAAACGCUGGGCCUGCUCCUUCCUCAAGACUGUCCCCUCCCGCCUCUCUCUGCCCAGCACCCUCCAGACCCGGGCUCAGGGACAAUUAAAGGUGCAACAUAUGUGUCCUGGGAACACCAGAAGGAGAGAAAGAGAGCAGAAGACAUUUCGGAAGUAAUAAUGGCUGAGAAUUUUCCAAAAUUAAUGACAGCCUCUCCCUGCCUCCCCCUCCAAAUGCAAAGUCCCUCCGGGGCGAGAGUCUGUCCGCUUGCACACAACAAUAACCAAAAAUGUUUAGGGUGACGUUUACUAAAUGUUAAAAAAAAAUUGUAUACACACACACAGACUUUUGCAGUUCCAAUUUGAACACAUAAAG